Molecule: messenger RNA, 849 nt
Organism: Cyclopterus lumpus (lumpfish)
Lineage: Eukaryota; Metazoa; Chordata; Actinopteri; Perciformes; Cyclopteridae
Product: frizzled-7-like
Exons: 2
Coding region: 103-723 (206 amino acids)
Biological process (GO): canonical Wnt signaling pathway; non-canonical Wnt signaling pathway
Cellular component (GO): plasma membrane
Molecular function (GO): Wnt-protein binding; Wnt receptor activity
Source: RefSeq, a predicted model, not a curated record
GGGAAGAAGGUCCGGAGCAGUGGACUGGAGAAGAGGGACUAAACCAGUCCAGGAUCAGGACUUUGGUGGUACUUCUUUGUGGAUCCUGGUCUGCUUCUCGUCAUGGCAGCAGAGAGACCCCGUCGAUGGGUCUGGAUCCCGGGCUUCCUUCUGGUGGUCUUGCUCCUCCUGGUCCCUCCGUGCACGUCUCACCGCGCCUGCCAGUUAAUUUCCGUGCCGCUCUGCAAGGACCUGGUCUACAACCAGACCAUCAUGCCCAACCUGCUGGGACACACCACCCAGGAGGACGCCGGGCUGGAGGUCCACCAGUUCUACCCGCUGGUGAAGGUCCAGGACUCCGUGGACCUGAAGGUCUUCCUCUGCUUCUUGUAUGUGCCGGUCUGCACGGUUCUGGAGGAGGCCCUCCCCCCCUGCAGGUCUCUGUGUGAGCGUGCCCGGCUCGGCUGCGAGGACCUCAUGGCCAAGUUCGGCUUCCAGUGGCCCGAGAAGUUCCGCUGCGAGGACUUCCCGGUCCACGGAGAGGGGCUCUGUGUGGAGUUCCAGACUCCAAGACCCACAGAACCCCAGACCUCCAGACCCCCAGACCUCCAGACCGCCAGACCCACAGAACCCCAGACCUCCAGACCCUCCUCUGAGAAUGAAGAUGAGACGUGUCAGAGGAUGAGGAUGAAGAUGAAGAAGAUGAAGAUGAAGAUGAGACGUGUCUGCAAUAUAAAGAUGUAACGUGUCUGAUGAUGAUGAAGAUGAUGAUGAUGAUGAGAUGUGUCUUAUGAUGAUGAUGAUGAUGGUAAAGAUGAUGAUGACGAUGAUGGUGAUGAUGAAGAUGUCAUUAUAGCAAUAAAACAUAUU